ACCUGUGGAGGUGGAGGUGGUGGGGUAGCAGAGGCCAUGUCACAAAAAUGGAAUCACAACUUGAACCAAUGAAACAAUUACCCAAUUCCAACAACAAUCAAUUAAAGAAAUGACAACAACAAGAAAAAAGAAUGUCGGAUUCUUGUCAAGUCUCUUCAUGUCCUGGAAUCGAUGAUGAGCAACAGAAAUACAUUGAAUCUUUUGCCGCCUUAGUUGUUGAAUCUCCUCCUGUUGACUUGAAGAAAGAGUUUUCAUCAUCUCCUAUGAGAGAACCGGAACUGGAUGAAACUGUCAUCUUUUUCUUUGUAAGCGAAGACACUUCCACCGAUGCUGAUCGUAUUACUGAGCUUGUCAGGAUGGAAAAUAGAUGUUCCAUGGGAAUCGUUGAAGUAAAGGUUUUCAAAGAAAAUCUGAUGAAACGAAUAGACAUUCUUAUGGAGAAAUAUUGGAGAAAUCAUUUCGCCAAAACUAACAACCUUAUGAUCAGAUAUCAGGGGAAAAGUUUCGCUGCCAUGGACAAAAUUGGAAAUUAUGUCAGAGAGGACAUUUUCAGCCGCGUACCAAAUUUACGUGAAUGUACCUUACGAGUGAUACGAAACAAAGGUCUAGAUCACAUGUUAUAUAUGUGGCAGAAAAAGUUGAUUUGGGAAGAUGAUUAUGAAACUGAUCAUCUACAAAUUGGCUCUGAGAAAUUUUAUCGUCGCUCAAUAUCUUUCGAUCCUGAUUAUUAAGGUUAAUUAACCUCACAUUCAACAAGAAACUUUCGAUUGGUGACAAGAGAUGACUCCUAAUGAAAUCCAUGGAUCCAACUCAUGAUCGAAACUGUCAAUUUCAAAUUUCGCUUCGGCUAUUGAGCAGUUCGUUGCUAAAGAAAAAGUUCAUUCACUUGAUUAGAUUUCAGGGUGAAAAAGAAACUAUUAAUUGUUCCUUUACAAUUAAGCUUGACUCUCUUGAUGAAAGAGAAUCGCAAUUAAUAAUCCACAAGAUGAAUGAUUAGAAAAUGCUAUCAAUCUGUAUAAACUUCAAUUCGAUUCCGAUUGAACUUACUGAUUCCUCGUAGAAAUCGUUGAAAUUGUAUUAUCCAUCUCAACAAUUAGUUGAUUACUUCUUGUAAACCAAGUUUAUUAUGAUCGAUUUGAUUAAAAUUGUGUAAUCAUCAAAACCCAUAGACUUUUUAAUUGAAUAAAUUAAUCGUCAAUUUGAACAAUUUA
Molecule: messenger RNA, 1211 nt
Organism: Panonychus citri (citrus red mite)
Lineage: Eukaryota; Metazoa; Arthropoda; Arachnida; Trombidiformes; Tetranychidae
Exons: 2
Coding region: 132-731 (199 amino acids)
Source: RefSeq, a predicted model, not a curated record